AUGGUUGUUGCUGAAGUCGCAGCAUUACCAUCAACAAGUCCAAGAAAACCAUUUAAACCUAGACCUACAAGAAAUUUAAAUAAUAAUGGAAAUAAUAGUGGUGGUGGAGGUGGAGGAAAUUUAAAUAAAAGAAGUAAUUCACAUUCAAAUAAACAUUUACAACAACAACAAGUUGAAGAUCCUAAAAAACAAGAAGAAAUUGAAAGACAAAUUCAGGAUAUAGUAGCAAAAGCAUUAGAAGUUGACUCCGCUGCAAAAUUAGCAGAGAAGGAUAGAAAAGCUCGUGUUGGAGAAAAGAGAAAUAGUACAAAAGAAUCACAACAACAACAACAAAAAAGUUUGUAUUCUAUUCCAACAACAUCAACAACUUCUAUACUUGAUAAUGUUGGAAAGUUUGCUUCUCUUUCAUCAACAAAUGCUAGACAGCAACAACAAAACAUUGAUUUCCAAGUAGUAAAGACUGAUAAUGUAAUUAUGCAAAAUUUCCUCUCUGCUGCUGUGGCUGCCUCACAACAGCAACAACAAGCAAUUGGUAUUAAUUCAAAUAACAAUACGAACAACAAUAAUCCACCAGAUACUCCAACAAAUUUUGAUGAAAGGAAAUCAACACCUUUAAAUGAGCAUCAUUUUCGUACUUUGGGGACAACAACAUUGUUAACAACAAAACUUGAAAAUGUUGGUAGUCCAACUUUACAGCAACAGCAACAACAUUUAAAUUUCAAUUUUACACCUUCUUCUGUUUCUUUAGCUAUACAACAAGGAGGUGUUCCAACAUCAAUGUCUGUUGCCAACAAUGUUUUUGUUGAUGUUUCUUCUUCUUCUGCUUCUUAUGUAAACAGUAACAAUGUUUCCAACAAUGUUUCUACGAACAUGUUUGGAGAAAACAUUGAUAAAAACAAGCAAAACAUUCAAAACAACAACAAUGUUUCGACAAACAAUGUUUCGACAAACAUUUCCUCAAACAUGCCCACAAACAUUUAUGGGGGCAACAACAACAAUAAAAACAUUGUUGUUAAUAAAAACAUUUCCAACUUUUUUUCUUCUGAUGUUUUGAACAACAACAACAACAAUUCUUCUUUUUCAUCAAAACAUCAACAAAAACAACAAACAUCAACAACAACAUUAUCAACAUCUCCCCCAUUUAUUUCUUUAAAUUUGCCUCCAAACACUUGUUGUAAUCCUCCACCAACAAAUGUUGUUGUAAAAGUUGAAAGUAAACAACCUUUAAUACAACAAAAACAACAACAACAACAAACACAACAACGUCAAUAG
Meloidogyne enterolobii is the source of this 1272-nucleotide messenger RNA. Lineage: Eukaryota; Metazoa; Nematoda; Chromadorea; Rhabditida; Meloidogynidae. The record is from the annotation of a GenBank genome assembly.